This is a messenger RNA of Ricinus communis (castor bean), 2007 nucleotides long. RefSeq names its product growth-regulating factor 1. Gene Ontology annotation, biological process: regulation of DNA-templated transcription; developmental process; DNA-templated transcription. Bases 93 to 1775 code for a protein of 560 amino acids. NCBI's taxonomy places the organism in Eukaryota, Viridiplantae, Streptophyta, Magnoliopsida, Malpighiales, Euphorbiaceae. Gene Ontology annotation, cellular component: nucleus. Gene Ontology annotation, molecular function: ATP binding. The record is from RefSeq and is a predicted model, not a curated record. The transcript is spliced from 4 exons.
UUGGUACUUGCACCUUUGUCUUCUCCUUCACUUUCAAUUCUCCUCACCACAUCCUUCUACAUCAGGUUAUACUUUAAAAAGAGUUCAUAGAUAUGGAUUUUGGUGUUUCUAGUUUGGUUGGUUUUGUCUCCUCUGAAAAUAAGGAGACUUCACAGUUGUUAUCAAUGGAGGCCAAACCAAAGCUGGUUCCUGAUGAAUUUAGGUUUGGUAAUAAGCAAGAAAGAUCAUCAGCUGUGUCAGAUGAUUGUUAUGUUCAAAAAACAAUGCUAUUGCACCGGAAUAAUACUCCUUUGUUGAGAUCUAAUUCUAUGGUGCAUGGUGAUACUCAACAACAAGGGCUUAUAUCCAACUACUCUUCAUCUAAACCAGAAGUUACAACACUAACAAGGAAAGAUGAUGGAUUUGUGCAGAGAAGCUUCAAAACCCACACUGGCUUUCCUUACUAUCGAUCACCAUCUGCUUAUGCUAGAAGAAUUGGCAAUGUUACUGGAAAUGUGAAUAGGGCUUCAAGUGGGAUAAGAGGACCAUUCACUCCAUACCAGUUGAUGGAGUUAAAACACCAGUCCUUGAUCUUCAAGUACAUUUCCGCAGGCGCAUCUGUGCCUACCAAUUUGCUCAUACCUCUAAGAAAUAAGUCGGUUUACCCAUAUGGCUUGGCUCCUCCUACUGCUUCAUUACUCAGUCCCUAUUCAUUGGGAGGGAGUAAUCUCGGUCUGAAUUAUGCCAACACUAAUGAUCCUGAGCCUGGAAGGUGUCGUCGAACCGACGGAAAGAAAUGGCGGUGUUCAAAGGACGUUGUUCCUGACCAAAAAUACUGUGAAAGGCACAUUAAUAGAGGUCGCCAUCGUUCAAGAAAGCCUGUGGAAGGCCAAACUGAUUCUGCUGCCAAAGCCGGUAGCAGCAAUUCUAAAGUAGUGUUGCCCGUUAACACCUCCAUGGCGCCAUCUGUUCUAACCAACCCUGGUGCCACAAACAGCCUUGUGAUCACACAGCAGAAGUUCAAGAAUUUAGAACCUGAAAGACCUAAUUCUUCUCUAGAUGCCUUUCUCAACAGGUAUAGUCAAGGCAUAAGGAAUGUCCAUGACAGUGGCAAACCACAAGAUUUAAUGGGUUUUUCUAAUAAUGUGUCUUCUACCAUGAACCUGAAACCUGACCAGUCUGCUCUCAUUCUCCCUAACAAAAACAUCCCUAUUCAAGAAUCCUCUCAAUCAGAAAUUGGACUUGUUUCACCUGAUUCUGAUAUUACUCCUACUCAAAGUGUCUCUUUUAUGAAUUGUAAAAGUUUUGAAUCUUUUCCAAGCUUCGAUGACCUAGAAAACCAAGACCAACAUCCUUUUUGCCAGUGCUUUGAUGACUGGCCUGAAGACCAAUCUAAUUGCGCCAUCAUUACCUGCCCUGAAGAGUUGAACUCUGAUUGGAUCCAACAAUUGAUGUCAAUUCCGACCACUUCAGAUUUUUCAUUAUCAUGUUCCUCACCAAUACAAGACAAGUUUGAUGAGUUUAACCCCAUCCAAAUGGGAAAGGGAGUGAGUAAUGACAUACUUAGUGAAACUCCAAUGGAUGAUCCCUUAGGCGAGGGGUUAACCAACACCUCAUGGGGUGGCAAUUGCUGUACACAACUGGAAUAUUCUUCAAAUGGUAUCUUGCAAAAAGAGACUGAAGGUUUCGCUUCGAGUAGCAGCCCAAAAGGUGAGACCAAGCUGAAGAAUAACGAAGAUGGGGUCCUGAAUGAUGAUGCUGUCGGUUCGUCAUCAGUUAGCUCUUCUACCAUUUAAGCUACCAGAAAUACCUUAAGCAAUAAAAAGAUUCAAACUUUUAAGUGAAGAUUCCUGGAGUUUGUUUAUCUCAUAAUAAUAUAGAAAAUUGCGAAUGUCAAGAGUAGGCCAUUUUUGCAUAUUAUAUAGUUUGUGAUUCAGUUAAUUCUGCUUUCUUAGACAGAAUUUCCAAGAAUGUAGCUUUGCUUAUCUUAUUUAAAUAUAGACAGUUUCUAGGGUGACUUUGUUUAAA